Molecule: messenger RNA, 2358 nt
Organism: Debaryomyces hansenii CBS767
Lineage: Eukaryota; Fungi; Ascomycota; Pichiomycetes; Serinales; Debaryomycetaceae
Product: mRNA splicing protein
Exons: 1
Coding region: 1-2358 (785 amino acids)
Biological process (GO): spliceosomal complex disassembly
Cellular component (GO): U2-type post-mRNA release spliceosomal complex
Molecular function (GO): nucleic acid binding
Source: RefSeq, a predicted model, not a curated record
AUGGGCAUUUCGAGUCUGUAUAAGAACCUAAUGUUCACAAAGGGGUCUUCUUCGACCAUGCCCGGGAAGAAUGCACCAAAUGCUAAACCUCCUCAGUCAAUGAGCACUCUAGCGAGGUCGAUUAAUGAUGAAUUUUCAGAUUACGACGACGAGGAACAAGAAGAUCAGGACGACUUGAAAGAUGGUAUGAACCAGGGUGGUGAAUAUAUUAGAGGAAAAGGAGCAAAUGAAGAAGUUCCAUUGAGUUGGCUUAAUACACCGGUAGCGAGUAGUGGAUCGUCGUCCUACACUAAGAAAUAUGGUAUUGGAGCUAAACUAAUGAUGAAGAUGGGGUAUGUGGAAGGCACCGGGUUAGGAUCAGAUAAAAGAGGUAUAGUAAACCCAAUUGAAACGAAGUUGAGACCACAAGGGUUAGGUGUUGGUGGUAUUAAGGAAAAAAUACAAGAUUUUGAUGAAGCUAUGAGUUCGAGUGAUGAAGAGAAACAAGAGAAACCAGAUAGAGUGGAGCCUCAGUUAGAUAUUUUUGAUUUAAUUGAAGAUUUGGAAAUGAAAGGUGCAGAUGUUCCAAUGAAGUAUAAGGAAUUGUCAGACAAUUUUUCGAAGCAACCUAUACGACACGGGAAUCAAGACUUGUCCAGCGAGUUGACGAAUGCAUACGAGAAAUUAAACAAAAUAAAUAAUGAGUUGGAUGAUGUAAUAAAGGACGAAAGGUUCCACGGAUUUCAAUUGAAAGAAAUGGAAGCCCGCUUAAGUUCACAAAAUGAUGAAUUAAUUCAAAUGGAAGGGAUUGUGGAAGUAAUAGAGUCAUUCAAUAACGAAUAUAUGUCGCUUUCUGACGAAGAACAAAAGAUUGCUUGUGUUUCAAAUACGUUGAAAAAGUUGGUAAGCCUACCAUACUCUGCAUUCAAAGGAAUUCGGGAAACGUUUGUUUCAAUAGUUUCACCAAUCACGUCCGAAUUAUUCCAGAAGUAUUUUGAGGAUGCAAUUGAUCCGACCCACUUACUCAUAAAUAUAAUGUCUGACUGGGCUUACAUAUAUCGUGAAAUUGAGAUAAUUGAUUUGAAUCAAUUGGGCCAUUGGGACUCCUUAAUUUACUCCAACAUUAAACAGAAUUUGAAAUUUAUAAUUGAUGAUAAGACAAAUACAGAUACUAUUCACGGUCAACUAAUGGAUUAUUUACAGAUCUGGAUAAGUGCUCCUGUGUUGAUAAAUCCUACAUUAGCAAUAUCGAACAAUUUGACCAACGAGGUACUAUUGCCCUUUCUUAAUCAAAAAUUGGAAACAUGGUCGCCUGGCAAACACUCGAAUAUGCCACCCCAUAAUUUUAUUAUGGAUUAUAUAUCUUUGUUAUCUCUAGAUGAGUCGCUGAUGGUGGGCAGGACUUUAAUUCGUACAAUAUUUGAGAAAUAUUUGAAUUUUGUGAUGCAUGGAAGUGGAAGCUCAUUCUGGGAAGAAUAUUUAAGUGUUAAACAAGGCAAAGAGUAUUACGAGGAAAGCAUUGUUUCCGAAUUAAUACUAUUAUUUGAAGUAUGGAUUAUUAUUUUCGAUGAAAUACUCGGCGAGGGAAUAGUCACAGAGAUCCAGAAUGCGUUGAAAAUGUCCUUUUGCACCUUUAUGUCUACGCAUGAAGAUCUUUCCUGGCUAGGGUCUAAAUUAGAAUUUGCAAAGUUAGAGCUUGUUUUUCUGUUGAUAUUCAAAUUCAAGCAACACCAAUUAAUCAAUGGACAAGAAGCAGUUGUUCUUUUGCAAUUCAAAUUCUUUAAUCCUUGGAUUAAAACCUUAGUUGUAUGGUUGCAACUGGUUGACUACAGAUCCUUGCAAAUAUCACAGUGGUAUCAAAUGUGGUAUGACUGGUUCUGCAAUUCUGCUAAGGAAUACGACUUCGUUGCAUCCUCAAUAAUUCGUAUGGUUGACUGGUAUUUCAAUACAGGGUUACAAAUUAUUGAAGAUAUAGUAAACGAGAAACCAGUAUCGUUACCGAGACUACCAUCUUAUGAAAAUGAUUCGUUUCCAGCCAACAAAAAGAUCUAUGAAUUAAUGUUGAAUGAUGAUGCAUACGAACCAAAUAAUAUAGAGUCAUCUUCCGUAAACGUGGAAGGGAUUCCGUCUUAUCAGUUAUUGACAACAUUUAAAGAUAUUGUUGUAUCUUACUGCAUGCUGAACGAUAUUUUAUUCUCGACAAUCAAGAACAAGCAUCAUCCUGAAUUAGGUCUUCCCUUAUAUAAACUAGAAUCUAAAUCAGGAAAGAAAUACUCGUAUAUUCAAGACGAUGUUUUAUGGAUUUCUACCAAUCUACAAGAUCCUGAUAAAAUCGACUACCAGCCAAUUAGCCUUGACGACUUGACUAAAUAUUUCUGA